Messenger RNA from Monomorium pharaonis (pharaoh ant), 751 nucleotides. RefSeq lists its product as uncharacterized. Lineage: Eukaryota; Metazoa; Arthropoda; Insecta; Hymenoptera; Formicidae. The record is from RefSeq and is a predicted model, not a curated record. The coding region runs from base 1 to 579 and encodes 192 amino acids. The transcript has 5 exons.
AUGGUUUUGAAGAUUUGGGUGAAGGAAAAUCAACCAGCAUGUAAUGUUGCGGUUUUGAUGCUUAGAGUAUGCUCUGGGACUCCCUGUAUAUUCAGAGAAAUACAUCACAAGUUAGACACAUUACUAAGGCAGACGAGUAAUAGUCGAAAACAUGUACCUGAGAAGCCAGCAUUUUUGCCAGUAUCGUCAGUUGAAGAUGUUGAAAAUUUUGAAACUGUUAAUGACGAAGAAUAUAUGAAAUUGGUGAAGUAUCUAGUUUUCAUUGGUGGUUUUAAUGCCAAAGAAAGUAUUGGCUUAUGCAUGAGAGAAGUUUUUCAAGAUCGUUUAAUGACUUCCUACACUUGGUUUGGCCGUGAGGAAAACCAACGGGCACUAUUUAAUACCCGUUUAGUAAAAGCUAUUUACGAUGCUAUCUGUGAAAACAAAAAUUUUGAGAAACCAAUGCGAGCUGCUUUUCAAAGUUAUAUGCGAGAUGCUGUACGUACUGCUAAACAAAGGCAUAGAAAUAAGACUCGCAACAACUUGAAUCCAAAUGAAGGAAAUCAAGAUAAAAGAGCACGCAAUCUAUGGAGUAAUUAAGCUGGUAUAAUCAGAAGAAGAAAAUUAGAUAAACAUGUUCAUGAAGAUAUUGGAAAAAAGGUCAAUGGAGAUAAAUAUUUUCAAUGAGAUUUGGAAGCACUUGUCAUAUCCGAAGCCAUUGUAAUAAACCAUUUUAUUGUUUUGAUUUUAAAAUUAAUUGUUUUAUUGAAAA